AUGGUGGAUGGAAACCCCUACAGAAGUUCACGAGUCGACGCGAAGAAAGAAUCCUCGCCACAAAACGAUGAGCAAACCCAUAGUGCUAUCUCUAGUGGUCAUUCUUUUGGAAAUAUACGUAUUAUCAAUUCAUUACAGCAUACAGAAAGAGAUGUCUUCUAUUCUACCUACUGGGAAAGUCAAUGUCUACCAGCCUUGCAUCCACUUUUCCACUCAAUCAGCCGUCUUGCGAGCGACAGACCGAUGCUAAAAGAUGCUAUUCUCGCGCUGUCUUCGUGCAACCUCAGCCGUUUGAGUGCGGAGAAGAGAUUGUCUCAAACCGGGAAUAUGGGCUCCUUCAGCCCAAGUCUCAUUCAUCAAACUCGCAGCCAGUUGUAUUAUUCAUCUGCAAUUCGCAAAUUCACAUCCCUAAACCCUCUUGAAUCUCCACAAAAUGCGGCAAUCAUUUUAGCAGUUCAAGUUCUUUUCGCCUAUUUCGAAUCUUCGAUGGGAAAUCUCCAUGGCUUUAAUUGUCAUGUUCAAGGAAUGUCGGACUUUUUGAAGACGACGCCCAGCGUGUCUACGGACUUAACAAUGCAGUCAAUUCUUACUGCAUGGAUGCAAGUACGAUUUGUGGUCUGGUGGGCUCGUGCCUACUUCAGCUCAUUAGACAUUCAACAGCAAAUCUUGUCUGUUCCUUUGCCAACUUUACUCCCGGAAUUUGCUGCCUCCCUCGACGAGAGACGAGUUGAGGUAUUAGGCAUCAUGUGUGAGUCGCACCGACUGAAUUUUGCAUCACUAUUUCAGUAUUGGAACACUGGUCUGGUUUCCCGUCUCAAGAAUGACACAAAUCAAAAAUCUUCUCACAUGCAGCUUGCCGAAGAAAGUGAAAAACUAGAUAAAUGGCUUCGGCGGCUUCCAUCAUCUGAAGAGCCAUCCAAAACCAAUGUCUAUGCUGUGUCUUCCAAUGCAGUGGAUGAUAACAGAAAUGCUCUAUAUUUCCUCUCACACAAAGCAGCACUCAACUAUGCAUAUUAUGUAGUUGGUCGGCUCAUGCAGUGCAAGAGUCCUUUAAGAAAUAUGCAAAGUCGGAACUCUCAAAUAAUCGGGCACGAAUGUCACGAAGAGGAGUACUGGAUACGCUUACUACUUCGAAUAGCAAAAGGAACCAACCUACGGACAUCGCUUACUGAAAACAAUUACACGAUUGGAUUCACCGGCCUACUGCUCGCUGCGAUUCUUCGGUGUCAAAACAUGUCCCUCGGCAUUGAGAUUCAAGACUGGUUAGGGGCCCUCGCGGAGUUGCAGUCAACCGAAGAGGGAGCUUUCCCGGUAUAUCAAACACUAGGAGUGAUGAAGGCUAUCAACUUCCAGAGAUCCAUUGGCCGUGAUGUUUUUGCAAUUACGCUGCCACUGGAUGACGGGGGUGGUAUGCCCAAAUUCACUGCUUAUAGCAGUCAAUUAAUCACGACACUCGUUUUCUAUGGGAAGUCCAACAUAACCGGGGACCUCUUUGCUGAAUGUGCGACGAUAAAUAUGUAA
This is a messenger RNA of Talaromyces rugulosus, 1521 nucleotides long. RefSeq lists its product as uncharacterized. The transcript has a single exon. The record is from RefSeq and is a predicted model, not a curated record. NCBI's taxonomy places the organism in Eukaryota, Fungi, Ascomycota, Eurotiomycetes, Eurotiales, Trichocomaceae. Bases 1 to 1521 code for a protein of 506 amino acids.